AGUGUAGCCCCACCAGUGCCACCAGUCAGUGUCCAUCAAUGCUACCUGCCAGUGCCCAUCAGUGCCACCUAUCAAUGCCAGUCAGUGUCGCCUAUCAGUGCCAGUCAGUGCCGCCUAUCAGUGCCCAUCAGUGCUGCCUAACAGUUCCAGUCAGUGCCACCUAUCAGUGCCUAUCAGUGCUGCCUACCAGUGCUAUCUUUCAGUGCCAUAUACUGUAUGAGUGCUGCCUUUCAGUGCCCAUCAGUGAUGCCUGUCAAUGCCCAUCAGUG
Molecule: messenger RNA, 269 nt
Organism: Staurois parvus
Lineage: Eukaryota; Metazoa; Chordata; Amphibia; Anura; Ranidae
Source: the annotation of a GenBank genome assembly